Messenger RNA from Anisakis simplex (herring worm), 573 nucleotides. The record is from the annotation of a GenBank genome assembly. Lineage: Eukaryota; Metazoa; Nematoda; Chromadorea; Rhabditida; Anisakidae.
AUGGCGUUCAAUAUAACAUCACUAUUGGAUGACACCUCAAGAACAGAGCAUUUCACAGAAACUCCAAAUGAAAUAGAUGAGACAAACGAUAAAGGCGUUGACGAUGAAUACCCUUCAAGGGAUUUUAUGCCCUUUCAAGGACACGUAGAAUAUGCUCCACAAUUACCGAUCGCAGUUGACGGAUCGAGCGUUCAGCAGUGUGCCUCACCUUCGCUUCUUCAACUUCAGAUGCUAUUCGGUUUUGCAGAAUUCCGCAAAUUUCAGCACGAUAAAUAUUUGAGUGUUUCCAAGCGCAUUGAUCUAUCGAAGAGUCUCAGACUUACGGAAACCCAAAUAAAGACUUGGUUUCAAAACCGACGCACGAAAUGGAAGAAGCAGUUGACCGCAUCGCUACGUGAACUGUGUAAAACCAGUGUGUAUCCACUUCAAAUCACCACCCCAAAUCCAGUCGCCUCAGCAAUCAAUCCUGCUCUCUUCAGAUCAUCUACUUUAUCGACCAAUUUUUUUUUUGCUAACAGAACCUCAACGACCUUCCGUAUGAGUAACGCGACAAUUCAAAAAGCUAAGCCAUGA